UAGCUCCCGAGAUCCAUCACCUUCUUCUAUAAAACGCCACCGAACUGCGCAGCGCUCUCUCAGUCACCGCCACCGCCGGAGAAUCCAAAAUAGCCAAAAACAAAAAAAGCAAAAAAUGAAGGAGUUUUGGACGACGGCGGCGUCGAUGAUGGGAGUUUGGGCUUUCUGCCAGGGAAUCCUCCACGCCGUCUUCCCGCCGGAGCUCCGGGUGGCGGCGCUCCGCCUCCUCUACCGCCUCUCCGGCUACUUCUCCGCCUACUGCUACUACGACAUCACCGAAAUCGACGGCGUCAACACCAACGAGCUCUACAACGCCGUCCAAAUCUACCUGAGCUCCUCCGCCUCCAUCUCCGGCACGCGCCUGAGCCUCACGCGCGGCCUCAACUCCUCCGCCAUCACCUUCGGCCUCUCCAACAACGACCGCCUCGUCGACUCCUUCGGCGGCGCCGCCGUCGAGUGGGAACACGUCGUCACUCAGCGCCAAAACCAGACCUUCACAUGGCGGCCAUUGCCGGAGGAGAAGAGAGGCUUCACUCUCAGAAUUAAAAAAAAGCACAAAAACCUAAUCCUCAAUUCCUACCUCGAUUUCGUCUCCGACACGGCGGAGGAGCUCCGCCGGAAAAGCCAGGACCGCCUCCUCUUCACCAAUUCCAGAGGCGGAUCUCUAGACUCCAGAGGUCAUCCAUGGGAGUCCGUACCGUUCAAGCACCCAAGCACCUUCGAUACCCUCGCCAUGGAUCCGAUCACGAAAUCUGAAAUCAUCUCCGACCUCGAAGAUUUCGUCAAUGGCGAAUCGUUCUACCAGAAGACCGGCCGCGCCUGGAAGCGCGGCUACCUUCUGUACGGUCCGCCGGGGACCGGAAAAUCGAGCAUGAUCGCCGCCAUGGCCAAUUACCUCAGCUACGACAUUUACGAUCUGGAAUUGAGCGAGGUCAGUACAAAUUCCGAGCUCAGAAAGUUACUGAUGAAGACGACGUCCAAAUCGAUCAUCGUCAUCGAAGACAUCGACUGUUCGGUGAACUUAACCAAUCGGAGAAAAGCCGCCGGGAACCGCCGCAGCGCCGCCGAGCUCGCGGCGGAGGACGGCGGAAACGCGGUGACGCUUUCAGGACUGCUGAAUUUCACCGACGGACUGUGGUCGUGCUGCGGAAGCGAGAGGAUCUUCGUCUUCACGACGAAUCACAUCGAGAAGCUCGAUCCGGCGCUGCUCCGGAGCGGCCGGAUGGAUCUGCACAUUCAUAUGAGCUACUGUUCGUUCCCGGCGGUGAAGAUUUUGGCGAAGAAUUACCUUGGAUUGGAGGAAUCGGAGUUGCCGGAGGAGUUGCAGGCGGUGAUUGGUGCGGCGGAGAUGACGCCGGCGGACGUCGGCGAGGUACUGAUAAGGCACCGGAGGGAGAAGAGCGGGGCGGUGGCGGAACUGGUGAAGGAGAUGAAAUCGAGGGCUGAGAUUAAAAGAGUGAGAUCGACGGCUAGGAUUGGAUGCGGUGUAGAAGACGAGGAGCAGGAGAAAAGACCUCUGGAUUACCCCGGGAAUCCAUCGGAAGACGAAAAUUGCAAUAAUUUUGAAGAAAAAAAUGAUAAAUAAAUUUAUACAAUAAUAAUAGUAAUUAAUUUAUAUUAUACUCUCUUCAUUUAUUUUUUACUGUCUAAAGUAUAUUUGCACGGUAUUUUAGGUAAUUGUUUUAUAGUAUGAAUGGACAAAUUUAUCUUUUAUUAUAAAA
Messenger RNA from Andrographis paniculata, 1721 nucleotides. Its product is annotated as AAA-ATPase At5g57480-like. Bases 116 to 1585 code for a protein of 489 amino acids. The record is from RefSeq and is a predicted model, not a curated record. The transcript has a single exon. NCBI's taxonomy places the organism in Eukaryota, Viridiplantae, Streptophyta, Magnoliopsida, Lamiales, Acanthaceae. Gene Ontology annotation, molecular function: ATP hydrolysis activity; ATP binding.